AUGAAGGCAGUGCGUAUACUAACGGCAAUAGUGUCAAUUCUACUUGGAGGGAAAAUAAUAUCAGGAAGUUUAAAAGUAAAUAUGGAUAAUAAAACAUAUACUCUUUUAUAUAAUAAUAAAAGAGUAAACUUUAAUGAAAUUGAUCCCCUGCGAAUUAUGUUUCAUUCGAAUCAAGUAAAGCAUUGUGGAAAUUCCAUUAUUGAUUUCUUAAAUAUUAUUUCAUCAUAUGACUUAUCCAAGAUGAGUUUUGUUGUUAAACAUAUAGAUAUUACUUAUGAUAAACCUUUGGUAUAUGAUCAGAUGUAUAAAAUAAUCGGGGCUGUUACGUAUUAUGGAAAUACAUCUUUAAAAAUAAGCUUAAUUGGGACAAGUAUAGAAAAUAAAAAAAAUAGUACUGGUAUUUUUGGUAUAAAAAAUUUAUUAGGUGUUACUGGCUCUGAUAUAGAAGAACUUAAAAAAAAUGAAAAUAAAUUGGAAGAAAUUUUUAAAAAAUAUAAGGAAAGUAAUAAAGGAAUUAUUGAUAUAAAUGAUAAAGAACUACAUGAUAUGGAAAAACAAAAACAAUGCAAAAAUUAUUUCCUAGCCCAUUAUACGAUAGUUCAUAUAGAUAAAUAUGGAUUCAAAAAAACAAUUAAAGAUGAAUACAAAAAGGAUUAUCCUGUAAUGGCACUUGAGAAGCUCAAAGAAUUAGCGACAACUUUCUGCUAA
Messenger RNA from Plasmodium malariae, 708 nucleotides. RefSeq names its product conserved Plasmodium protein, unknown function. Lineage: Eukaryota; Apicomplexa; Aconoidasida; Haemosporida; Plasmodiidae. The transcript has a single exon. The coding region runs from base 1 to 708 and encodes 235 amino acids. The record is from RefSeq and is a predicted model, not a curated record.